This is a messenger RNA of Lymnaea stagnalis (great pond snail), 18694 nucleotides long. The record is from the annotation of a GenBank genome assembly. NCBI's taxonomy places the organism in Eukaryota, Metazoa, Mollusca, Gastropoda, Lymnaeidae.
GUUAUACUGUGGACUUAUUUUAACCAGAAGAAAUCCAUCGGGGUGGGGUGGUGAUACCAACCCUAGCUACGCCACUGAAUUAUCUCGAGACGCGGAGAAUCAAGUUAAGGUUAUUUUUACACAGCAUAAAAUAUAGUCAACAUUAGUGGUUGUGUUAUUUUACCUUUAGAGCUUGGACAUCCCUGGUAUAGAAGAUGUGUCCGAACUUAAGCCACUGGGCGCCUUCCACUCUAUGCCUACUUCAGGAGAUUCAAAUAAUUUAGGUACGUUUGUACCAUUAUUCGUCACACCAUUUUAAAUUCUUUCUUUGUACUCCCAAAUCCAUGAAGUUUGCAACUUUGUAGAAUUUUAUCUCGUUACACGAGACCCCCCCCCCCCCCCCCCCCCCCCCCCCCGUCUCCUUCGUUCAAUGUAAUUUAAUGUGUUGUUGUACUGAUGAAGGCAUGUGCCGAACUAUUUACUUGUGUAUUAUGUAUAAUUAUUAUGAAAGCGUAAAUUAUAUUGUUAUAUAGACACAAAUUGUUGGUGUCUAUCUAAUUCGUUCAAUGAAUGCGGGAGAAGGAUGGAUAGGGAGCUCAGGUGAGAGCUGUAGAAUUUUGGGGAGGGGUGGUUCGGAAAGUUUUUUUAAUAAAUUUUUUGAUGGCAUCCAUCAGUCACAAUGUGACAACGGUGUAGACUUCGCAGAACGAAAUCCACAAGGGCCUGGGAUUAUUCUUUAGGAUUAUAAAGCUGGUUCUUUACACAGCAAAUCGCCUCUCUCCACGCCGCGGGAUAACCCAAGGGAACAUCAUGUGGAUGUUACAGCUUGGCACCAGGGACGUCGCAGGAGUUGUCGGGAUGUUUUUUUUUGUACCAAUGUUAUCCUCCCACGAGACUCCAUCUCCGGGUUUGAAUUCGGAGUUUCCUUCUCUUAGGUGAGUUGCCAUCCAAGGUUAACGAGUCCCAUCCGGGACAUUUAAUUCGAAUCAUUUGAUUACAUAGCGUGCUUUUCUACUGUUCUACACAUUACAUUCUUUAUGUAAUGCAUUUAAAGAAAUUGUUAAUUAUUUAGUUCUUUUUAGUUCGUGUAAACAUGUCUUUGUUAGAAAGUCUUUUUAUAAUUUUUUUUUUUUUUGUAUUGUAUGUAAAAUGAUCCAUAUAAAGGUUUCUGAGCCAGUUUUCAUCACGUUAAUCACUAUCUAACGUUGCAUCCAUGGGCGCCCGCAGGGGGGGGGGGGCACCCCCCCCCCCUGGAUUGUUGGGUUAAAAAAAAAAAAGAAAAAAAAAAACAAAAAAUUGUAUUGUAUGUAAAAUGAUCCAUAUAAAGGUUUCUGAGCCAGUUUUCAUCACGUUAAUCACUAUCUAACGUUGCAUCCAUGGGCGCCCGCAGGGGGGGGGGGCACUCCCCCCCCCUGGAUUGAUUGGAUAAAAAAAAAUUAGACAAAAAUAGACAAAAAUGUAUUAAAGUAAAGAGAAAAUAAAGAGAAAGUAACUAAGCUGAUGCCCUGUCCGUUUGUUCACCAUACAAAUACAGUAAAUUAAAACUACAUUAAAACAUUACUAAAAAAUUUUUGCUCCCCCCCCCCUUUUUGGAAAGUUAAUCGAUUUUUUGCCCCCCUCCCCCCCGAAAGUUUUCUGCGGGCGGCCAUCUUUGCAUCCGUGAACUUUCCUCAACAUCACGAUGAUUCGUACAACACAGGAUGAAGACUGACGAACUCUGUCAUUAAGAGUGUGUGUGUUUGAUCAGGUCCCCGAGUUCAUAAAAGCUACAAUGUGACAUGUGAACCAGUUGCUUCGUUAUUCCCAUAAGCUGUCGGCCUAGAUGUUUGCCGACUAUACGGGUAAUACCCUUUUCAAAAAAAAAAAAAAAAAGUGUCUACUUCCUAGUGUAGCAAUACUUCAACAUUCCUCUCCAGUAUUUAAAAAUGUUACAGUUGCUUCGUUAUUCCCAAAAGCUGUCGGCCUAGAUGUUUGCCGACUAUACGGGUAAUACCCUUUUCAAAAAAAAAAAAAAAAGUGUCUACUUCCUAGUGUAGCAAUACUUCAACAUUCCUCUCCAGUAUUUAAAAAUGUUACAACCCCCCCUCCCCCCGGCCAGUGCCGGCCGGCCUUUAGGGUGUGCGACCUGUGCUCUCGCACAGGGCGUCGUGGCCUUAGGGGCGCCUGGGGAUACCCCUUUACCAAAAACGCGCCGAUAGUUCCUACCUCUGAGGUGCAGAUUAUAGACGACCCAAAAGGUGGUGUGGAGAUGGGACAAAGCACCGUAGAAAAACUAAACCGUCUAAAUGAGUGGGCAUGUUAACAUGCGUAUGGUUAGCUACAUGUAUAGCGUCAUAUGACGUGCUCCAAAGCCUACGUCGUAAUCGGAAAAAGAGCGGAGCCAUACAGGGACAGGGAAGGGGGCGCCGAACGGGUGCUUCGCACAGGGCGAAAGUUUACCUAAGGCCGUCUUUGUCCCGCAGACCUAGUGUGUCAAACCCUCCUGGGUAACAUUAUCCAUUCAAAAAAGUUCAUUUUGUAUUUACGAUAUGUGGAUUAUACAGGAGCGUCGUCCAGAGCUGCAGGGGGCCUCAGAAAUACAAGUGGACCAAACUCCUUAUGUGGAAAAAUACAACAGAAAAUAUUUUAAAUUGAAACGAAGUGGCAGAAGGCCCCCCAAAAGUUUUACGCGGUGGCUCUGGUUUGAUGACAACGUUAAUUAAAUACGUGAUUUACAUUUAGCCUACGCUAUAAAAACGGGUUACCUUUUAAAUUGAUGACGUAUAUUGUUAUCUAACGGAGUGUUUGCAGUUACAGGUGAUGCUGUUCCCAAGAAGUUGGCUGGCCUACCGAUGAAUUCAUUCAAAUGUUUUGUGUCUGCGUGUGUCUUCUCUCUCUCUCUCUCUCUCUCUCUCUCUCUCUCUCUCUCCUCUCAUUCCCUCUUUAAAAGUAGUUGAGAUAAAAGUGGUUGGAGAGGGAAUGGUGGUGGUUGGAACUACAAGUAACAUAUGUCAAGUUUCUGGUUUUUUUUUUUUUUUUUUUUUUUUUUUUUUUUUUUUUUUUUUUUUUUUUUUUUUGGUUUAGUGUGAAACUGAAUGAUAAGAUCUUCUAUUAUCAGCUCUCAUGCCACAAUUCUGUUCUAAUUCCAUCAUGGAAUACCUAAAAGCAAUUUUAAUUAUUAACAUCGAAAGAAGGGAUGAUAGUAAUACUGACUGUCCUGUAGUAGAUCGACUGUUUAGACGGGACACGUGACCUAAGUCAGUCGCAGGUAAGAUCAGAUUAGUCCUAUAUAUAGACUGUUUAGAAGGGAUUCGUAAGUCAGGUAAGAUGAGGCCAAUGUCUUCUACUUCAAGUCUUAUUGAUUCUUUAUUUGUUUGUUUUAACCAAUUAAAGACAACAUAACACACAUGGAGCUAAAUUAGUGAAUAGCAAAAACAAUUUUAAAAGCCAACGCUAACAUGCUAUAACUAUAACCUAUAAGGUAGGCCUGUACGAACAAUCAUCAAGGCCAAUGUCAAUGCUGUUUCCGAAGACGCAUCACUGAAGCAUAGGAAAAGACUGAGUGCCCCAAGUAGAUUUCUAGGUGAUAUUUCAUUAUUGAAAUGAACAUAUUUCAAUAAACAGUUUCCGGCGGAGGCCCCCGGACCCCUUUUUAGUUGGAGGGUAUCCCCCUCCCCCCCCCCCAACAAAAAAAAGUCCAUGAAAGUGUCCCGUUUUUUCCGGUUCAUGAUUCGGUCACCCUAUACCAUAUUACUUCUCUCUCCGCUUCACGCUUAUAUUUUGCAAUUGUAUGGACAUUAAUUUACUGUACCUAAACUGACUGCAACAAAUUUCGCCUACGUUAAUAUCGGAUAAAUCUUAGUCUUGCCUAACACUAAAAAUAGAAACAACUGCUACCGUAAUCGGAUUCGCAUUUAUUCAGUCAGUUGACUUAUUUGUUAUUCAGUUGUAUUCCUUAUGAUUCAUCAACUAAUUAAUCAAACCAUUGCUGACACACACGGCUAAGGGGACACUGCGUGGAAAAUUAAAGGAUACGCCAACAAAGGUUAACAUUUAAUAAUGAGCUAAAACUGACACGAUUAAAUCCAUUCAAUUAAUAAUUAAUUAAAAUCAAUUCUAAGAAGUCUAAGUCUAAUUAGUCAAUAGUCAAUAGUCAAUAGUAGUAAUAGUCUAAUGAAUAAUAUAAAUAUAAUUAUAAUGAUGUAACAAAAUUAUCAUUAAUUAUCCAUAAUGAUAAUAAUAUAGACUUAGACAGUAAAAGUAAGUAAAUAUUAUUAAUUAGUAGGCUACAAUUGGCUAUAUUUAUAUGUUAAUAGUAUAAUACUAAUACUAAUACCUAAUUAAUACUGUAUAAAAUACUAAUAAUAAUAACUUUAACUUUAAUUUUAAUACUAAUACUAAUACUUAUAUUUAUAUCACUAAUAUUAUUAAUAAUAAAUUAAUAGUAUAGUAUAACAGGGUAUUAUUUUAAAAAAAAUAAAUAUAGUCACAGUCAGUGAUUGCGAGCGUCUUUACGCUCUUAAUAGUUAUACUUCAGACUAUAGUCUAUAGAGCAGGGUUCUCAAACUCGCUGCACGCGGGCCAUUUGCGGCUUGCAAGAGGAUAUUUUGCGGCCUGCUACUUGACAGCAAAGUUAAGUGUUAAUGCGGCCUGCACGUUUUCCCCAUUCUCAUAUCUAGUGACCCUCCGCGACAGUUUCAGUCGAUUCUCACCAACUAGUCUAAUUCUGAUUUUCAUUAUGUUUGUAUAGGUUUGGACGUUGAUUAUAAUGGUAAAAACUGUUUUAAAAUUGGACGUUAGGAAAAAAACAUGGCCCAAGUGCGGUUUUGAGAAAACUCUCUUCGAAUAUUGUAUAUACAUAUAUCAAAAGUUUUAAAAGUCAUCAGCACAACCAUAAUUGUGUAAAUUGUAGCAAUCGGACACAGUAUCAAAGAAUCCCUAUUAAAAUUGCCACUAAUGACUAGUAGUGUGUAAGAGUGACAAGUAAUGGAAAUUCCGAGCAUGUCAGCGUGGUCACUUUCAAAAUAGGGUUAGUCAAAAAGGCAUUUUCUACGAUAAUAAAAUCUAUAUUCAUUCUCCCUACCAUCGCAUCUUCCUUUGCAUCAAUAAUCCAUAAAACCUGCCUGCUCCUGCCUUCUUUUUGAACAAGUUUUAGGUUUGAAAUUGCAAGUGGGAAUGGCCAUAUUUUUAUUUUAUGCUUUUUCGUCUUUGUUUACCAGAAUCUCAUUAUUUUCAUAGCAUUUAUUUGCUGAAUAUUUUUACUUUAGAUCACCGGGCAUUUUAUUUUCUUACUAAGGAUAUAUUGCUGUUAACAAUGAUACACAAUGUGAUGGCCUAGUUCUUGAAAACCCUUAAUAUUUUUAUUUGUUAUUAAUAAAGGUUGAGCAGAUUGUAACAGUUGUACCUUAUUAUUGCAUUUGUAAUCCCCUUUUUGUGUGUGGAAUACUUGUUGCAGCCCAGUCUCACUCUGACUCUACCUCUUGAGGCCCCCGGAUAAUUUGAGUUUGAGACCCGUGGUAUAGACUAUGACAAUAGUUAGUCAUACUCAGAUCUAAGAUAUGAUUUUGAUAAAUGAUUCAGACAAAUCUGCACAACACACUUCAGAGGGAGUAUUGGCAUUCUUCUGUGUUAAUUAAAUUUAUAAUUAAAGACCAUAACUCUAGAAGUUGGAGGGGAUGAGCUGGUAGUGGUAGGUAGGGCAGUGUAAGUGUAGGUUAAUAAGUCAAGUGAUGUAAGUACUAAAAAAGGCUACUUCAUAAUUCAUAUAUAUAUAUUAGGCUUAGGAGUUUGACUUAAGUGAACUAUGAUAACUAGCAUAACUAAACCUACACACUAAAUUGACUAAAACACUAACACAUUUAAAUUUAAACAUUUGAAAUAACAGGAUUUUAUGUAAUAAUACACUGUACAGUAGUCAGUAGUUUCUGAUUAUUCAGAGUGUCAGUAGCAUGUUCAGAGGCUAAUCUUGUCACUAUUGGUAGACAUACAACAUAUACUCAUUUAGAUUUAUAAACCACUCGGCGACUCGGUUCAAACUUCAAGUGGGGUAUGGUUUUAGCAGCCUGGCAGAGUUAGUUAGUUACAGUCUAUAAUAUAACAAAUUGGUCAAAUAUUAAUUAGGAUUUAAGACUAAAGUAUAAGUGAACCUACUUCAGUUUUUGUGCAUAUGUGACUGAUUUAUUAUGUUAACAUCACAUUAUCUAACUAAAUGUAAAAACAUAUGUUUUAUGCCCAGCUAGGCUUUCUUUUACUGACCAUUGACAGGAGAAGGUGUGUAGUGUAAAAUAUGAUUAGGACACUCCAAGUUUGGACAGUACAGUUAGUAGUCUAUUGAUACUGUUAUAGCAUUUUAAAACAUCUGCUUAGCAUAUGUGGAGCAGAUGCACACAAUGUGUUUCUAUUAAUUAAAGAUAAUCCACAAAGCUAAGAAGCAGCGCCUGGUCUUAGUGAAAGUCUUAAUAUAAUUCUUUAAUAAUGCCAUGUUAAAUUGUACUAUGAUGUAUGAUUGUUUGUGUAAGAUAUUGUGGAUAACUUCUUUUUAAUGCUGCCCCUGUUCUAAAAAUGAAUAAAAUUUAUAUAUAUUUUUUUAUUACUUACAGAUAUCAAGAAAUAUGGCCAGAAAUUUAAUUACUGUGUUUCUUUCAUUGCAUAUGUGGUUAGUAUAAAUUGCAAUACACACUUGAUAAAUAAUAUAUUUACUUGGAAGUUUGUUAUUUAUUACUGUUAGACUAAGAAAUGCUCAACAAAUAAAUGAGUAAGUGAAAAUGAAGAAAUGUAUGCAUUAAAAAAAAAGAUUUUUAUACAUGCUGAAAAUAACCUAUAAACUAAUAAAAAUAAAUUUUUAAUUCCAAAAGCUUUCAACUGCCAACCUUAAAGGCCCUUGUACAAGAGGAAGAGUGGGACUACCUUGUUUUGGCUCAGUUCUGGCCAUCAUCUUCCUGUGUUUAUUUUAAAGAGUCAGUAAGUAGGAACAAAAGAUAUCUUCAUUUAGCAAAUUUCUGCAUUUUAAGGCGUCAAAAUUAAGAACCACACAUUUAUAUAUAAUAAAGUGUAAAAUCACUGCUAAAAUUAAAUAAGAAGUUUUUUUAAAAGCCAAUAUUUCCUCUAACAUUUAUUAAACAACUUAACAUUUCUUGAGAGUUUAAGAAUUUAAACUAUUUAUGUUUGAAAUGUCAAGACUACUGCUUUAUUACUUGUCAUAAUAUUAAGUUCUUGUAAAUAUAUGUGUUAUGCACAACAAUGACAUGUGUUAUGCACAAAAAUCACAAUGAUGUGUGAGGCAAAACAAUCACGAUGAAAUGUAUUAUCGUAUUAUGCACAAAAAUCACAAUGACAUGUGUGAAGCAUAACAAUCACAAUGACACAUGUGAGGCAAAAUAAAAAAAAAUCAAUUUCAGAUUGAUUAGGACACAACUGAUAAAAAAACCCUCUCAUUCAUAAAAAAAAAAAAUAUCCAAAGAAAUAAUUAUUGACAGUGUUAUGAAGCCUUUUUAAAUGAAAGCUCAAAAAACUUGCUAGCUACAAAAAUUGAUGAAUAAAAUAAAUUAGACGGGGUUAAUCAAAGCUUAUCAAGUAUAUUAAAAACACAAUCAGCAAAUUUUCAACAGGACUAAUUAUAAUAUAGCUUAACUUACCCUGGAAUCAAACUGAAUAAUGUUUAGGCUUAAGGCAGUCAGCUGAGAAUGUAUAUAAAUAGGAUGAUGAUAAAACCUAUAUGAAUGUUAAAGUUAAUAAUACUGUUAGUACAAACAAUUAAAAUUUUGAGGUGGUCACAAGGCCCCAGCACACACAGAUAAACAAUAUAUACGAUCUUCAUGACUUUAGUAAGAAAUAUUGAAUCAGAUGUAGAACAAAGCCAAUUAUGUGUAUGUUGACCACAAAGGAUUUCAUGCAUUAGAAAAUGGCACAUAUUGGUCCAACAAGCUGAUGUGAUUUAUGCAUGAUGAAAUAUCAACUUCUAAGGGGGUCAAUGUUGUAAAGCUUUCCUUAUGUGAUCAUUGUUGUGGUCCUGCUGUAAAGUAAUUUUAUGCCCGAUUUCUUCCAGGAUUGUGUCCCACCUCAAGUUCACAACUGGACUAUCCAUGGCUUGUGGUGAGUCAAUCAUCUCUCUAUUCUUAUGUGAUGCCAGUUGUCAAUCAGCUCUCUAUACUUUGGUGAUGUCAUUAGUCACUCAGCUCUCUAUACUUUUGUGAUGUCAGUUGUCAAUCAGCUCUCUAUACUUUUGGGAUGUCAAUCAGCUCUCUAUACUUAUUUGAUUUUAGCAGUGAAUCAUCUGUCUAUACUAAGGUGAUGUCAGUCGUCUAUUUGUGUAUUUUGUAUUAUUUUAAAUUAAAAUUGACACUCCAAGGACCAUUGGUAACAUUCAAAUUUGUGUAUAUUUUAACAUUAUUAACAUUAAAGGUAAAGUGCAGGGAGGAAUGUAAACAAAUGAACAGCUUUCAUUUCAUAAAAUCACUUUAAAAAUUCAAAAUGAAAUACACAAAGCACACGUCUGUCAAUUGUUAGAUGUUAAAUAUCUGAUUUUAGUUGCUGGAGUAUUCUUUCAGUUUAACAUUUCUAAAACAUCAGCAUGUUCUCAUCAAAAUGUAUGCUUAGAAAUGUAAACAAGAUUUUGUUUGUUUUAUUUUCUUUUGCUCCUUGCCCUGCCUCAUUCUCUGUUUCGGAUUGAUCCUGAUAGUAUAGUGUCCUCGUUUUAUAGCCAUUUUCAUUGUUUCUAUAGCAUAGUAGUUACUAUCCUAGUGUCUCAUUUUUAUUUUACUUAGUUUACAUGUUUUUAAUAAUUGUAAAGCGCUUAGAGCUUUAUGGUAAGCGCUAUAUAAAAAUGCCUAAAUAAAUAAAUAAAUAAAUAGAAAAUAACAAUCUAGUUUUAAAUCUUGAUUUCAACCCUUCUUAUGAUUAGAUAUGUCAUAAAGAAUUUGUAACACUGUGUGACGGCGUGUGACUCUUUGUCUAAAAAGCUUCAUGUCUGAAGCGCUUCAUCUAAUGUGCCUUACUGAUAUUGCAGGCCAUCAGACCGCGCCACGUCGAAGCAGCCAGAAAACUGUAACAAAUCAAUGAAUUUUAAUUAUGAUGAAAUUAAGGUAAGGCAACAACAUCAUUAACUCUGUGUUAAAAAUAUUUUUUUUGGGGUUGUUUUUUAAAGGAUGAUUUUGAAACAGUUUAGUAGCAUGAGAUGAAAUCUAUCACUAUCAGCAUCUAAAAGUACUUAAACCUAAGUCUAAAUAUCCUCAUUCAAGAGGCUGAAUCUGGGAGCCAGCAGUCAUCACAAGAUAACUUGUAUAUAAAUCUACUUGAGAAAGAGUGACCCCUAUGUCCAGAUAACGUGAUGUCCAACCCGUACAAGUAUUACAAAUGACAGAUAAUGAGCUUAUCCCCUCACAAUCUCCCAACAAACACGACAGAUGUAGUGACUUGUCAUUAUUAUCAGCCUCGAUGCCAUCACAAUCUCACAACACUCAAUGGUGUAGGCCACACACGGCAGAUGUAGUGACUUGUCAAUAUUAUCUGCCUCGAUGCCAUGAGGCCAUCCUUAAUGAUGCAAUCCUAAAACUUACUUAGGAUAAACAGUUGAUCAAAAAACACUGUACACUGUCUGUGACAAUCCUUAAGAUGAGAGCAUAAAUCUUUGACAUAAUACUAUCCAGAAAUCCUUAAAAUCUCAGUGAUACAGUUCUGUCACUCACAAAUUCUCUAAGGCACAACCCUAUCACACUAACAUGUAUCACUUUCCAUGGCACACUCCUAUCCCACUAACACACAUAACUCUCUAUGGCACACUCCUAUCCCACUAACACACAUAACUCUCUAUGGCACACUCCUAUCCCACUACCACACAUAACUCUCUAUGGCACACUCCUAUCCCACUAUCCCACUAACACACAUAACUCUCUAUGGCACACUCCUAUCCCACUAUCCCACUAACACACAUAACUCUCUAUGGCACACUCCUAUCCCACUAACACACAUAACUCUCUAUGGCACACUCCUAUCCCACUAUCCCACUAACACACAUAACUCUCUAUGGCACACUCAUAUCCCACUAUCCCACUAACACACAUAACUCUCUAUGGCACACUCCUAUCCCACUAACACACAUAACUAUAUGGCACACUCCUAUCACACUAACACACAUAACUCUAUAUGGCACACUCCUAUCCCACUAACACACAUAACUAUAUGGCACACUCCUAUCCCACUUACACACAUAACUCUAUAUGGCACACUCCUAUCCCACUAACACACAUAACUCUAUAUGGCACACUCCUAUCCCACUAACACACAUAACUAUAUGGCACACUCUUAUCACACUAACACACAUAACUCUAUAUGGCACACUCCUAUCCCACUAACACACAUAACUAUAUGGCACACUCCUAUCACACUAACACACAUAACUCUAUGGCACACUCCUAUCACACUACCACACAUGCUCUCUAUCACACCAUCUUUGACACAAGCCUACCAUACAAACACACACAAACUUAUAACUAUCAUACAACACAAAAUACAUGUUGUUCUAACUACCCAAUCACACUAACUCCCUCACACAAAUUUUUUUUUUUUCCUCAAAUGUUGUUUCAUUCAUUUAUGAUGGGGAAUUAACAGAAUUAAGGCGGCAUUUGAAUUCUUGAUAAAACUUGAAUAAAACAAAUAAACAUCAUGCUAUCAACACCCCCAAUAAAGCAUAUUUACAAGCCUGCACCUCUUCUGUCUUAGCUAUGCGAUUGGGAAUGAUAAAACAGGCAAUCAUUUGUUAUCUCAGCAUCACUUACUUACUUAAUAAUAUUAUAUUUUGAAAUAGUAGGCCUAAACUGUUGAGUUUUCUAAAGAAGUUGUAAUUUCUCUACUAAAUCCAUCUGUUAUGUUUGCAUGUAUCAUGGCAGCCACUGAGACCUGACUUAGACUUGUACUGGCCAUAUUUUAACAAAUCUUCUAAAGACAGGACAUCUCUCUGGUCAGUUUUCACAUAUAAUUUUGUUGUUGUUCUUGCAUCUUAUUAAUAAUGUAUAUGUAUAUAUAAUAAAUAAUACAUUUUCAAAUUAAGGAAACACGUUUUGAGGCACAUGUAAUAAUUUUUAAAAUUAUUUUCUAAAAAUUAUUUUCUAAAAAUUAAGAUUUAAAAAAUAAAUGUACCCAAUAGAUAUUCGGAUACUGUACCAUCAGUGGUGUAGCUACUGUGGUGCCAUCCAGGCACCAUCAGUGGCAUAGCUAGGGUGGUGCCAUCUAGGACAGGCCAAUCUUUUGGCUGCCCCCUUCAAUGAAAAAGAAACUUUACAGUAGGUGAUGAAUGCCCCACCAUAUUAAAAAAAAAUACAGCCAGGGUGGACUUCACCCCUCUUCCUAUGCCACUGAGUACCAUCAGUUAUAAUUAUUCUCUUACUUUAUCCCACCCCCUCCCCCAAUUUAUUGCCCCAGAUACACCCUUCCUAUGCUACUGUGUACCAUAAGUUAUAAUGCAUACUCUUACCUUAUCCCAUCCCCCUUCAGACACACUUUAUUGCCCCAGAUACACCUGGGGGGGGGCGGUUAUACUAAUGUGUAAGAAAAACAAUAGAAUAGUCUUUACUAAUUUUUGAUUGAAUCAAUACAUUCAGGGCUCACGAGUGGGACAAACACGGAACCUGUGCCUACAGCUUACCAACGCUUAGAGGAGAGUUUGUGUACUUCACCCAAGUGCUUAAACUUUAUCACCAGCAGGAUUUAAUUGGGUUAGUUUUACCUGAAUGUUCUUAUCUUAAAAUUUGCCAAUAAUUGCUUAUUAUGUGAGAAAUGGAAGAUGUUUGCCUGUCUGAUAAGACUUGAACAAAGUAAGACAACGUAAGACAUGAGAUGGGUCAAGGACUUAAUGGGUUAUUUUUAGACCUGUAAUUGUAAUCUUUCGCUUAACACAACCAAGGACAAAAGUGUCUGUUUUAAGAUGAGCAUGCAUAGAAUUGAAUUGAUUUAUGUGUAACAUUGCAGUAUGCAAAGAAGUGAAUACAAGGGACAUUAUACAAGGUUUAUUAUGGCUCUUUUGCUUUGUAACCAUGUUAUUUUGUGUGAAACCAAAUUGGCAGAGUUCAUCUGACCCCAGCAUGCUGUUUGCAUUUUGGUUUCAUGUCCAGUGUUCCAGUUAAUCCCAUAGAUGGUGUGAACAUCUGCUUAUGUUCACCUUUAAGGUCAUGCCCUAAAUGCAUCUAUGUGUUGUAUUUUCAGAGCUUUAGCCAAAGCCAACAUUGUGCCUUCAGACUCAAAGCAAUACAACGUAAGCAAAGAGUUUAACACUAAAAUAACACAGAGUAAAAUCCAAUACUAUAUCUGCACUAUCACCAUUUCAUUUUUUAGUUUCAAGUAAACCAUUCUAGUGGCAAAUUAAAAUUAACAAACUUUCACUUGGGGGUAACUUAAAAUACUAUGCCAUUUGUGGCGAAGUUUGUAAAAAUUUGUGUUUAUUUGUUAAAAAUUAUAAUUUUUAAAUUUUUAUAUAAACCAGUAUUUAUAUAUAAUAUAUACCAUUAUUUACACACACACUAGCCUGUAGGCCUAUAUUCAGUGUUAUUACACACUAGCCUGUAUAUUCAGUGUUAUUACACACUAGCUUGUAUAUUCAGUGUUAUUUCAAACUAGCCAGUAGGCCCCUAUAUUCAGUGUUAUUUCAAACUAGCCAGUAUAUUCAGUGUUAUUACACACUAGCCAGUAAAUUCAGUUAGCCUGUAUAUUCAGUGUUAUUACACACUAGCCAGUAUAUUCAGUGUUAUUACACACUAGCCUGUAUAUUCAGUGCUAUUACACACUAGCCUGUAUAUUCAGUGCUAUUACACACUAGCCUGUAUAUUCAGUGUUAUUUCAAACUAGCCAGUAUAUUCAGUGUUAUUUCAAACUAGCCAGUAUAUUCAGUGUUAUUACACACUAGCCUGUAUAUUCAGUGCUAUUACACACUAGCCUGUAUAUUCAGUGUUAUUACACACUAGCCAGUAUAUUCAGUGUUAUUACACACUAGCCUGUAUAUUCAGUGUUAUUACACACUAGCCUGUAUAUUCAGUGCUAUUACACACUAGCCUGUAUAUUCAGUGUUAUUUCAAACUAGCCUGUAUAUUCAGUGUUAUUUCAAACUAGCCAGUAUAUUCAGUGUUAUUUCAAACUAGCCAGUAUAUUCAGUGUUAUUACACACUAGCCUGUAUAUUCAGUGUCAUUACACACUAGCCUGUAUAUUCAGUGUUAUUACACACUAGCCAGUAUAUUCAGUGUUAUUACACACUAGCCAGUAUAUUCAGUGUUAUUACACACUAGCCUGUAUAUUCAGUGUUAUUACACACUAGCCUGUAUAUUCAGUGUUAUUACACACUAGCCUGUAUAUUCAGUGUUAUUACACACUAGCCUGUAUAUUCAGUGUUAUUACACACUAUCCAGUAUGUUCAGUGUUACACUAGAUUGCAUUUGGAAAAAACAACUUAGAAAGCUUUUUUAUUAAGUAAAAAAAUAUAAUCUUUGGUUGGAUCCCUUUCCCCUUUCAUUUCUGUUUCCCCAUAGGGAUCCCAUUCCCUGAGGGGAUUCCAUUCCUCAUGGACAUUCUGUUCCCGGUUUGAUCCCAUUUCCCGAAGGGAUAACAUCCAUCUGUUGGAUCUCAUUUCGUGAUGGAAUCCAUUUCCAGAUGGGAUUUCAUUACCUGGUUAGAUCCCACAUUCCUGGUGGGAUCUCUAUCCCAGUGUGAUCCCAUUCCCUGAUAGGAUUUGUUCCCAGAGGGAUCUCAUUCCCCAAUAGGGUACCAUUCCCGGAUCAAGCCUUUUAAAUGAUUGAACUUUCUGGAAAAUUCUAUACUGGCCCUGAAUUGAGUGGGUAUUAUUCAUUUUAAAUACAUCUAUAUUUCAAUAUGGCCUAUGAAAGGUAUACCUACCAAGCUUGGCCUAGAUUCACAUUGAACCUUAUUCUGUUGUCUAAGCUUACUGGUAUUUAUAUAGUUUAUAUUCGGAAAAAUUAACUUGGGGCCCCAGUCCCAGAGGAAUGGAUAUUAUAUGUGAAGAACCUACCAUUAUUUCAGUAUGGAUAAUCCAGUUUAUAUGUACUAAGUAUGGGUUAGAUCCAUCCAUCCAUGUACUAGCCUUUACUUGUGUUUUAAGUUAUAUAGCUCAUAUAAGAAACAAACCACUUUGCUGCCCCUUCCAUGAAAUAAGAACAUUUUUAAGUUAAAAACCUAUUGGGGUUUCCUUCUGGAUAAUGAUGGAAGUGUGUCAGGUUUCGUCAAGAUCCAUCAAUCCAUGUAGAAACUUGUGCGGAAUUAACUGGCAUACAGACGAUAAGCUUUCACCUAUAUUUACAAAUAAAUGAUUUUGUUGUUGCUAGUGACACUCAAUUAAAUUUUGUCUUAUAACAUUUUCACAUUGACGUUACCACUAACUGAAGUGAUGUUGAUUAAAAUUAAUUAAACAUUUUUUUUUACUAUUUUAAACUUUCAGAUCAAUGACAUUUUUAAUGCUGUGAACAGUAUUUAUGGAACUAGUCCAGUCAUUUCUUGUGUUACUGAUACAAAGGUAAGUCAUGACUCAAUGAUGUUUGUGACUUAAGUCAGGGCUCAGUAUUAACUAUGACUUAAGUGAGGGCUCGUUUUUAACUACUAGAAUAUAUUACCCGAUGUUACCGGGAUAAAAAUGGAAGGCAUUUAGUGAUACUUUCUACCUGAUAUUGCGAAGUCUGAUCAGAAUUCCUUAUUUUAAAAAGAAGUAUCCAUGUAAUGAUGUUUAAGUUUCUAACACCAUUAACUUUUGAGAAAUAUUUAUCUGCUAUAUAAUUAUAUAUGCUUACACUACCCCUUUUCGCACCCCUGAACUGCAAUUUUUUUCUCUAAAUGUUGUGAAAAUGUAACCCAACUUUUGCCAUGUUUUUCUUUUAUGUUAUCAGAGAAUUAAAAAAAACAAAAAAAUAUUUUUUCUAAAGAAGAACCUCUUAACCCAUUUUAACUUCUGUAACAGCCUUAAGUGUUUUUUAAAAAAAGAAAUAUUAUUGAUCUCAUAAAAAUUUGCACCCACUUUAAUUUUCGCAUAGUGGAAACAAAAUUAUGUUUUUGUAUUUUGAAAGAAAAUCUUGACCCAUCUUUGUUCACGUCCAUGAACUAUAAAGGAAAAAUUAAUGGCUCUAUUUUAAAAAAUAAAUUUUCAAGUUUGUAAAAUGAUUGGGUUUUGAUAUGUUUAUUUGAGGUAUGGUUAUACUUAUGGAAAUGUACCCACUGUUUGUCAGCGCCAUUGAGCUAUAUUUUCUUUAUAGUUAUGGCAUAUUAAUUUUGUUAAAAGAGACUGUAACACCUUUUUUGUGUCUGCAGUAUCAUUGAAUUUAAAGUUAUUGUAAUCAAUGUAAAAAUGUACACACCUUUUACCCUACCCUUCAUAUGUGUUUACGAAAGAGGGGUUAAUUAUUAAUCAAAAUCAAAUUCAUUCCUUUGUGCUGCCUGGGGCAAAAUAAAAGUAUCAAAAUUCCCCCCCCCCUUUUUUUUUUUUAAAAAUAAAAAUUAUUAAAAUAAUUCACAGAAAAAUCAAAUUCAUUCCUUUGUGCUGCCUGGGGCAAAAUAAAAGUAUCAAAAUUCCCCCCCCCUUUUUUUUUUUUUUAAAAAUAAAAAUUAUUAAAAUAAUUCACAGGAUCGUGGCCCCCUACAAUAGAAGCCACACACUAUUUUUUCCAUGCCCCUGAAUUUAUUAAAAUAAUAUUUCUCCGAUCCCUUUCACCACGUAAUGUAUUAUAUGUUCUGAAAAAUAGUUCUACACAUAAUUAUGACAUUGAAAGAUUAUUGUUAUUUAUUUUAACAUUAAAAUCUAUACCUAAGUACAAAGCUCUAUUAUAAUUGGGUUUUAAGAUAUUGAUCUCAAAAUGAACCGAUUGCAACUUCAUAUGGUAUUUGGAUAUGAAGUUUCGGGGACACUCAUUGGCUUAAAAUGCAUUUUCCUUAUUAAAAAAGUAAUUUUAAACGUUAUGUUUUUAUUACUUUAUAAAUUUGAUAAAAGUACAUUUUUGGAAUGAAAAAUAAGUCAAAUUUAUUUAAUGUUAAAAAUACAAAGCCAAAAUUUGUUGUGUUUAUUUUAACAAUUUAAAAAAGUAAUCCAUUAUAUUUAUUAAUUUUAUUUCUAAAAAGGGAAAAUGCAUUAUCUCUUUCACUUUUGUCACACGCCACACCCACACGGUUAUUGAAUCAAGCAAAAUUAAAGCUUUUGAUUUGCAAGUUUAUAAAAAUUAAUCUAAUUUUGCUUUAUUUGAGUUCAAUCGAAAAUUUUAAUUUGAUAUUGUUCGAACACAUUUGUGUACUGUUACCGGUAACAUAAAUUUAAAUUUAAUUUUGCAAUAUUAAUAACGCUAUAAGAACAAAAACAUACAUUUGCGUAUUCCCUAUAAAUAUGAUUAAGAAAAAAUAAUAGUAUUACAUAGAUUAUCAUUUAUUGAUAAUAAAAAGAAUACCUUAAAUUUCAAAUUCGGAUGAAAUAUUAAAACUGUACAGUUCAUCAAUCGUCAUUUUAAAUGUAUUUCAAAUUUAUAAUAAUAAUAAUAAUAAACAUAAGCUUAAAUGUAAGCAGAGAAAUUCCAUUUUUAUCACAUUUAAAUUUAUUCCAUUGCCGUAAAAAAUUAGAAAACCCCUAUCGUUUAUAAGCAUCCGAGCGUAUUUAAAUUGAUUCAUUUUUUUAGUGUUAUAAAGAUACCUUAGCUCAUUCUUACGUAUAAUAUGACUUCUAGGGAACUCCUGGUGUAAUUUACCAUUGCAGGUCUCAAUGGAUUCAAACAAAAAUGUUACUAUUUAAUAAUGCUAGAAAGUGGUCAGAGUUACUAAUAGGCUAUAAAAGGAUUUUGUGAGAAUGACAUCAUAGUUACUAUUGGCCCAUUGGAACUGUCCAAAUCGUUCAUCAUGGUUUCCAUAAGGUAAUAUUGAUCCUUAAACUGGCCAUCAUAAUCAGUUUUAUCUGAAAAAGAGCUGUCAGUUAGGAUUAUAUUCAUCCACACCACUUCCUACCACUCAGUAUUAUGGUGUAUUUACAUUUCACCCUACCGUCCCCUAAUUUCUGUACUUCCUACGUUGUUAGGUUGGUUCCCUAAUCUAAUCAGGUUAAUAGGCCCUACCCAGAGCAGUACCAAAUCUUCUCUAAUAUGUGCCAUGUAUUUCAUCCUAGGCCCUACCCAGAGCAGUACCAAAUCUUCUCUAAUAUGUGCCAUGUAUUUCAUCCUAGGCCCUACCCAGAGUAGUACCAAAUCUUCUCUAAUAUGUGCCAUGUAUUUCAUCCUAGGCCCUACCCAAAGCAGUACCAAAUCUUCUCUAAUAUGUGCCAUGUAUUUUAUCCUAGGCCCUACCCAAAGCAGUACCAAAUCUUCUCUUAAUAUGUGCCAUGUAUUUCAUCCUAGGCCCUACCCAGAGUAGUACCAAAUCUUCUCUAAUAUGUGCCAUGUAUUUCAUCCUAGGCCCUACCCAGAGUAGUACCAAAUCUUCUUUAAUAUGUGCCAUGUAUUUUAUCCUAGGCCCUACCCAAAGCAGUACCAAAUCUUCUCUUAAUAUGUGCCAUGUAUUUCAUCCUAGGCCCUACCCAGAGCAGUACCAAAUCUUCUCUUAAUAUGUGCCAUGUAUUUCAUCCUAGGCCCUACCCAGAGUAGUACCAAAUCUUCUCUAAUAUGUGCCAUGUAUUUCAUCCUAGGCCCUACCCAAAGCAGUACCAAAUCUUCUUUAAUAUGUGCCAUGUAUUUCAUCCUAGGCCCUACCCAGAGCAGUACCAAAUCUUCUCUAAUAUGUGUCAUGUAUUUCAUCCUAGACCCUACUCAGAGCAGUACCAAAUCUUCUCUAAUAUGUGCCAUGUAUUUCAUCCAUCACAUGGAAUUAAACUAUGAUUGCCUACAUUUCACAAUACAGGAACAUUACCUGGCUGAAAUUUGGCUCUGUUUUGAGAAAAAUUUGACCCGAGCAGACUGUGAAGAGAGUGCACAGUACCACGUGGCCAGUGACCAGCACAGGGCAGAGCGUCGUCCAUACCUGAAGUUCCGUAGUGAGAAGGAACAAGUGGUCACCAAGGGAAAAAAGUUUGUUGAUUGUCCAUCUGAUCUUGUCUGGUACAAGCCGAUCACAACUAUCUACUUGUAAAAGGAAAACCAGUGACAUUUUAUGUGUUUCUAUGUUGAAUGUUUCAUUGAUAAAUGACUGGAAUUUCUACACUAUAGUUUUAAUUGUAGAUUCAAUAAGAUUCUAUUAUUUUUAAAAAAAUCAUUUUUCUUGAAAAUUUAGCCAUGGUAUUUAAAUCCUGGUUUAAGUUUAAACUACUUGCCAGUCAGUUUGGGAAAUACUUUCAUAUAUCAACCACCCAAAAGUUAUUCCAUUAAUUUGGUGUGGUGGCAGGUGAAUGGUACCAGAGAAUUAAUGGUGAAGCAGUCUUAGGACUCCUGGUUUUAGUGUUGGACCAUGGUGGAGAGGGAAACUGGGGGUGGGGGAAAGGGAAUAUACAAUACUUUUCAACUGUUUAUUGGGAAGCAUUAAAAUAAAGCCAACAUAUAAACACCAACUAAAAAAGAAUAUGUUAAAAAACCCACUUAUUAUGUGAAGGAACUAUGACCUAAGUGUAUGAAGGAAAUGACAGGUUAUGAGUAUGUCAGGUUACUGUACUUGUAUCUGCCUCAUCUUGUAUUUAAUUUUGUACAGUUUUGGUGCCUUAAUAAAUGCUGGAGAGUUUCAGUUGUUUUGGUUGAAAUGGUUACUUGGCUGAUCAAAUGGUUACUUGGCUGAUCAAAUGGUUACUUGGCUGAUCAA